AUGCUAAAAAUUAAUGGAGAGGAGAUGAUUGUGGUUAAUUUUGUGGCCACAUCCAAACAUUCUUCAGUGGACAAAGCUAUUGUGCGUGAGUUUUACUCGCGGACGGACAGCUUUGGAGCAACCUUGCUUCCACGAGGUAGGUGGUUGAUAUCGCAAUACGGUCUGCCGUGCGUGGGAGCCUGUCGGUCCAGUGACCCCACUCCUGAGGCGAUACAGCUGUUACCUGAGUCAUUCCAAGACCAAGAGCACGGAGCACCAACUACUGAGUGCAAGCUGUCAUCGUACUGGCUCUCGCCGUCGUGGCGUACGCAGAAGACAAGAAGGAGGAACAACAGACAGCCGCCUCAUCUGAGAAGAAACAGGACAAGCGAGGUCUUGGUCUGGGAUACGGUGUCGCUCCCGCCAUCGUAUGCCGCCCCCGCCGUCAGCUAUGCACAUGCCCCAGCUGCCAUCGGUUACUCUGCCCCUGCCCUUAGCUACCACCCCGCUCCCGUUGCAAAGGUUGCCUAUACUGCCCCCGCCGUUGCUAAGAUUGCUGCCCCGGUUGCAUAUUCUGCCCCAGCUUUGAGUUAUUCCGCCCCAGCUUUGAGUUAUUCUGCCCCAGCCUUGGGUUAUGCUGCCCCAGCCUUGGGUUAUGCUUCCCCCGCCAUCGCUAAGGUAGCCGCUCCCGUCGCUUAUGCCGCCCCCGCAGUGGCUAAGUUCGCAGCACCCGCUUAUGGACUGUCUACUGCCUAUGGUGGUUACGGUUAUGGUGGUCUGGGAUAUCUUCACUAAGUCAAACAGAAUUAGUCCGACUGUUCGAUGUAGCUAAUGGAUCAUCGAAGUGAUUAGCUCCUUGUUCAGCGGACAACCGUCUUCUACAGGUUUAAUUCUACUCCGUAGAAAAAGAAACUUUAUAUUUAUUCAUAUUUCUGGAAAUCAUUUGUAUUUAUUAAAGCAGAACAUCUAUUUAUUUGAUUUAUUUAACGUAAUGCAAAUUGAUGUUACAGAAUACGUACUGAUGAUUUAAUGUUUACAAAUGAACACAUUCGAAAUUUAUGUUUUAAAUAUCUGUCUAAUUCCUUCUGCUUAUUUUGCAAUAAUUGGUAAAAUAAAUCACUUUUAUCACUUA
Zootermopsis nevadensis is the source of this 1111-nucleotide messenger RNA. NCBI's taxonomy places the organism in Eukaryota, Metazoa, Arthropoda, Insecta, Blattodea, Termopsidae. The record is from RefSeq and is a predicted model, not a curated record.